Schistosoma bovis is the source of this 972-nucleotide messenger RNA. The record is from the annotation of a GenBank genome assembly. NCBI's taxonomy places the organism in Eukaryota, Metazoa, Platyhelminthes, Trematoda, Strigeidida, Schistosomatidae.
AUGUACGAUCAAACUGAAGUGGAAUUCCUUGUUAAUUUAAUUAUUAGUACACAAAAAUCAGAAAAAUCAUUUUCUCCUUAUGAAUAUGACUAUCAUUCAUUAAAUACUACUUCACAAUUUCCUACAGCAUCCACAGCACUUUCAUCGCCUGUAUCAUCUUUAAAAUCAUUUUCAAAUUAUCGUCCCCGUCAAAAAAUUCUUAUUUGUGGAUUACCAGAUGAUAUAUCCCCUUGUUUAGACUAUGCAAUGAUAGCGAAACCUGGAAUGAUUGACUAUUCAUCUCUAAUUAUUGCCAGUACUGAUAUUGACGAAUUAAUUGUAAAUUAUUUUGGAAAAAUUAAAAUUCAUCUUGUCAAUUGGGAUGAAACAGACUACGAAGAGAUGUUAAUUGAACGUGUACGACCGAGAUCAGAUAAUUUUGUUAUUCCGUUGGUGAUUGAAUUUCAACCAACUAUUAGACGAAUGAAACGAAUUAGAGAACUAUUAGAAAAGAAUGGUACAUUAGUAAUACCAAGUGAGAAUCCUGAAUGGCGGAUACGAUAUACAAAUUUAAUGAAUAGUUUUACAGAAAACAAUGGAACACUCAUUAAAUUAGCUGAAAAUGUCUUCGACGCUGGAUUUACACGUCAAAUUGAUCAUUUACUUGGGAGAAGACAUAUGCAUUCACGUAUCUAUUUCGGCUAUGAAAAACCAAUUGAAUCACCACAGAAAUUUAUUGACUAAACGGAAACGAAACACUAUAUAUAUAAAAAUUCCAUUACAGCUCCCGAUGAAUAUAUCAAUGGCAUACUAAUCCUUAUCCAAUAAGAUAUAAACAACUUUAUUCUCAUAUGCCUGUUCGCCUUUCACAAUCUAUUCUCAUUUUUUUGUAUAAUCGACCACAUCUUUACUGUAUCUUGCUCAUUCUUAAUUGUUAUUGUGUAUAAAAUUAAUCUAACUACAAAAGAAUAACACUCAAUUUACUUUAUUUGC